AUGGCGGCGGCCGGCGAGGAGGCGGAGGCGGCGGAGUGGGCGCUGCCGGCCGAGGUGGAGGUGCUGGAGUCCAUCUACCUGGAGGAGCUGCGGGUGCGGCGGGGCCGCGGCAGGUCGGAGCCCUGGGAGGUGAGCAUCACCCUGCACCCCGCCACGGCGCAGGACCAGGACUCGCAGUUCGUCCGCUGCACCCUGCUGCUCGCCGUGCCCCCCCAGUAUCCCAACGCGGCUCCGGACAUCGCCAUCAGGAACCCGCGGGGGCUGUCGGAUGAGCAAAUCCAGAAGAUUUUGCAGACCCUCAGAAGCGUUGCUGAAGCCAGGCUGGGGACGGAGGUGCUGUAUGAGCUGAUUGAGAAGGGGAAGGAGAUUCUCACUGACAACAACAUUCCUCACGGCCAGUGCGUGAUUUGCCUCUAUGGAUUCCAGGAGAGGGAAGCCUUCACAAAGACCCAGUGCUACCACUACUUCCACUCCCACUGCCUGGCCCGAUAUGCCCAGCACAUGGAGGAGGAGAUCCUUAUGCAGCAGGAAGAGAGAGAGCAGCACCUGGCACCUUCUCCCAAACAGGACGUCGGCGUGCAGUGCCCUGUCUGCCGGGAAACCCUGGUCUACGACCUCUGCGCCCUGAAGGCAGCGCCGCCCCCGCAGCACCCGCUGGAGCCAUACAGGCCAGAUGCCAAGACGCUGCAGCACCAAGAAGAACUGCGCUUAAUUUUCAAGAGACAGCAAGAGAAAGGGGGCAUCAUUGACCCCGAAGCGGAGAGGAACCGCUACUUCAUCAGCCUCCAGGCGCCUCCGGCUACUGCUGAUCCAGGCCAGGCAGCCGCUGCCUCCGAGCCGCUGGUGAGUGCGAGCGCCGUGGACGCGCCCCAGGCACCCUGCCAAGCCUCGGCCCCAGAGCCGGCCAGGGCAGCGCCUGCGCAGCCCGAGAGGCCUGCGGUGCCCAGGGAGCCGCAGAGCAGGAGGGAAAGGCACAGAGGGGAGAGGCCAGGCCCCAAAGGCCCGGGCAGGCAGACGUGCAGCAGCUCGCAGGAGGCGGCCGAGGAAGCUUGUCAUCCGCUCCACGGCUCCAGAGCACCCAGGGGCUUCAGUCGGAGACCAGAGAGGAGACCAGGCGGGAGGCACAGCCAGGAGUUUCCGAAGCAUCACAGCAGAAGCAGGGCUGCUGCCUUGGCCGAAAGAAAGGAGCUGUGCCCUGAAGACCCCUCACCAGAGACGGAGACAGCGGACUUGAAGGAGGAGCAGCGUGAUGUGGAGAGAUGGACCCCGGAGCAGGGCGCGGAGGCCCAGGGCAGGGAGAAGGAGAACCUGGCGUUCAGCUGCAGCGACCACCGAGCAGCUGCUGGCUGGCAGGGCCACCACCGGCCCUGGGACUGCGGGAGGUGGGAGAGGUCCAGGGCGCAGGAGCGUGGAUCCCACCCCAGAGCACCAAGAGGGCGAGGGGCGCUCAGGCCCAGCGGACGUCGAGAAGCCCAUCUCCUGGAGAAGGAGAGCGGCUCCUAG
This is a messenger RNA of Cygnus olor (mute swan), 1503 nucleotides long. It is a transcript of the gene RNF25, whose product is annotated as ring finger protein 25. The coding region runs from base 1 to 1503 and encodes 500 amino acids. The record is from RefSeq and is a predicted model, not a curated record. NCBI's taxonomy places the organism in Eukaryota, Metazoa, Chordata, Aves, Anseriformes, Anatidae. The transcript is spliced from 10 exons. Gene Ontology annotation, biological process: protein ubiquitination. Gene Ontology annotation, molecular function: ubiquitin protein ligase activity; protein binding. Gene Ontology annotation, cellular component: nucleus.